This is a messenger RNA of Monodelphis domestica (gray short-tailed opossum), 6127 nucleotides long. It is a transcript of the gene ZNF862, whose product is annotated as zinc finger protein 862. Lineage: Eukaryota; Metazoa; Chordata; Mammalia; Didelphimorphia; Didelphidae. The record is from RefSeq and is a predicted model, not a curated record. Gene Ontology annotation, biological process: regulation of DNA-templated transcription. Gene Ontology annotation, molecular function: protein dimerization activity.
GCGGCAGAUGCCGUAAAGCUGUGCGCUGAGUGCGACGCUCACUUCAGACUAGUACCCCCUUCGGGGCCUUGGUCAUUUUCCUCCCCCACGCUGGGGUCUCUGCUUCCUUAGUCUAUGGGUUGGGCCCCUUUCCCCGGCGCUCUCUGCUUCCGAGGAAUACAAGUCCUCGGCCGGGCCUCAGGGCUGGGAGGGAGGAAGAGAGGGGAUGUGGGAGAAUUUUGGGGGAGGGGGUCCUGUGGAGGGGUCGGCGCAGCCUGAGGACAGCAGGGCCAUGGAGUCCGGGGAGUCAGGGCAGAUGCUGGUCACAUUUGAUGACAUCACAGUAUAUUUGCUUCAGGAGGAAUGGAUGCUAUUGGGAGAGCAACAGAAGGAGAUCUGUGGUUCUGACAACCUUGUGUCACCAUUGGGAAGCCCUAUUGCUAACCCGGAGUUAUUCUGUAAGCUUGAAAGAGAGGUAGAACCAUGGCUGGGAGAUGCCUCAGGCCAGAGGAAACCCUUGAAUCGUCACCUGGGAAAAAACAAAAGGAAAUCCAUGGGAGAAAUUGACAUACAAGGUCCCACUAGAGAAGUUGGCUUGUAUCUGCCAUCACAGAAAAAAACCCACCUCAGUCACGCAGUAAGUGACUGUGUAGAAGAUGAUUCCACAGGAAAAGUCAGAAAGAUAUUAAGACCACGGUCUAUCCAGAAGUCUUGGUUUCAGCAGUUUCCAUGGUUGAUCACGAAUGAGGAGCAGACAGCCCUGUUUUGCUCUGCCUGCCGGGAGUACCCAUCUGUUCGGGACAAAAGGUCUAGGUUAAUAGAAGGUUACACAGGACCUUUCAAGGUAGAAACACUCAAGUACCAUGCAAAGAGCAAAGCCCACAAGUUUUGUAUUAAUGCUUUGGCUGCAAGGGACCCUGUUUGGGCAACCCGUUUUGAGAGCAUCAGAGAAACAUCUGAGGAUUUGCUGACCAGUGCAGAGCAUCUCUUCAACACAGAUUAUCCUAUGCUCUACCCACCAGGAUCCCUGGGUGAUUAUGACAGUUUGGUUGAGCUUUUGCCAGACUCUGGGUCUGAACUUGGAAACUCUACUGAUAAUGGAACAGCAUCAGCCCUCUACUUGGAUUGUGUUUCAGAUGUGAGGCAGGAUAUCAUCAAUGACAUCUGUACUUCAUCAAGCAUGAAUGUUAUAUUUGAUGACUCCACAGAGUCCUUUUGUCAGGAUCCGUCUAAGGAAGGGCUAUUUCAGGAGGUGCCGGUGGUGUUUGAAGAACUUCCAGUGGUGUUUGAAGAUGUGGCAGUAUAUUUCACCCGUGAGGAGUGGGCAAUGCUAGACAAGCGGCAGAAAGAGCUGUACAGAGAUGUGAUGCGCAUGAAUUAUGAGCUGCUGGCUUCAUUAGGACCUGCUGCUCCUAAGCCGGACCUGAUCUUAAAGCUGGAACGUAGAGCAGCUCCUUGGAUCAAGGACCCCAAUGGACCAAAGUGGGGGAAAGGUCGCCCCCCAGGGAAAAAGAAGACUGUGAUUACCAACAAAGAAGUUGAUACCUUGGUCUCUACUGAAGAGGCUAGGUUUCCUUUGCUUCCUUCAGUAGAAGUUUGUAACUCCUGCCCCAGUCUUGGCAAUGGUGAAACAGAAGGAGACAUGACUGGGAAAGCCAAGAAGACUUACCGACCCCGGUCAAUCCAGAAAUCUUGGUUUGGGCAGUUUUCUUGGUUGAUAAGUGACCCAGAAGAGAACACGCUGUUUUGCUCAGCUUGCAGACAGCACCCUUCCCUCCAUGACAAAUCUUCCAGGUUAGUUAAAGGGUACACAGGACCUUUCAAAGUGGAGACUUUAAAGUACCAUGAGGUCAGCAAAGCCCAUAAACUUUGUGUCAAUACAGCAGAGGUCAAGGAAGAUGCACCCCGGACUGCCCUUGUCCCAGUGGUGCCAGAAAUUUCUAGUGACUUAAUGGCAAACAUGGAACACUUUUUUAAUGCUGCUUACUCAAUUGCUUACCACUCAAGGCCACUAAAUGACUUCGAGAAGGUUCUGCAGCUUCUGCAGAGCACAGGGACCAUGAUCUUGGGCAAAUAUCGAAAUCGCACUGCCUGUACCCAGUUCAUUAAGUACAUCUCUGAGACACUGAAGAAGGAGAUCCUGGAUAACAUCUGUCAUUCCCCUUGUGUGAGCAUGUUGUUGGACAGUUCCACAGACUCCUCAGACCAGUCAUGUGUGGGCAUUUACAUAAGAUACUUCAAAGAGUUGGAAGUGAAAGAGUCUUACAUCACACUGGCCCCACUCUACAGUGAGACAGUGGAUGGCUAUUUUGAAACUAUAAUUUCUGCUCUGGAUGAACUAGACAUACCAUUCCGGAAACCUGGGUGGGUAGUAGGCCUAGGGACUGAUGGUUCAGCCAUGCUUAGCUGUAAAGGAGGUCUGGUGGAGAAAUUCCAAGAAAUCAUCCCCCCCCUGUUGCCUGUCCAUUGUGUGGCUCACCGUCUCCACUUGGCAGUUGUGGAUGCCUGUGGGAACAUUGAUUUGGUAAAGAAGUGUGAUCGGCACAUCCGGACUGUGUUUAAGUUUUACCAGUCCUCAAACAAAAGACUGAAUGAGUUACAGGUAGGCGCAGCUGCCCUAGAACAAGAAAUUGUGCGCCUCAAAGACUUGAAUGCCAUCAGGUGGGUAGCAAGCAAGAGACGGACACUGAAUGCCCUGAUUGUGAGCUGGCCUGCCCUGGCCAGCCACUUGCAGAGUGUGGCAGAAGCUGGGGGCCAGAUUGGGCACAGGGCAAAGGGCAUGCUGAAAUUGAUGAUGAGCUUUCAUUUCAUCAAGUUCUGCCACUUCCUUCUCGACUUCCUAAGCAUCUUUCGGCCUGUGUCUGAAGUGUGCCAGAAAGAGAUUGUAUUGAUCACAGAAGUAAACUCCACCCUAGAACGGGCGUACAUUGCCUUGGAAACCCUCCGCUGCCAGGCAGGGCCCAAAGAGGAAGAAUUCAAUACCAAUUUCAAGGAAGGCCAGCUCUAUGGCAUUCCCUUAGACAGGAUAGAGAUGGCUGAACAGCGGUUCCAGGCUGACAGGGAGAACGUGAUUUUAACUGGGAUUGAGUACCUCCAACAAAGGUUUGACGUUAAUGGGUCACCUCAGUUUAAAAACAUGGAGGUAUUUGACACUAUGGCCUGGCCAGAUGGCAUUGAACUUAUCAACUUUGGGAAUAAUGAGAUCCUUAACCUAGCCAAGCAUUUUCAACUCUCCCUUCCACAAGGCUACAGUGAAGAAGGUCUGCUAGAUGAGUGGCUAGGCCUAAAGACCAUUGCCAAGAACCUUCCCUUUUCCAUGCUAUGCAAAAAUGCUCUUUCUCAGCAUUCCCGCUUCCCUCUGCUGAGCCAGCUCAUUGCAGUGGUGGUCUGUGUGCCCAUCUCCACUUCUUGCUGUGAGCGAGGCUUCAGUGCCAUGAGCAGGAUCAAGACAGAUGAGAGGACCAAGCUCUCCAAUGAGGUCAUCAACAUGCUUAUGAUGACAGCAGUGAAUGGUGUGGCAGUUACUGAGUAUGACCCCCAGCCUGCUAUACAACAUUGGUACCUGACCUCUUCAGGCCGCCGCUUCAGCCAUGUCUACACUUGUGCCCAAGUGCCACCUCACUCUGAUACAGGUGCUGAGCUCAGGAAUGAGAACAUGAGAACUGUCUAUGUGGAGGAGGUGGUGUCCCAGGAUCCAGCCAUACAUUCCUAUGGGAAACCUGUCAUGAUGCCACAAGAUUAUGACAGAAACUCACCUAAUGAACUUAUAUGCUCCAUACCAGCUAAGAGACCCCAGAACUGUUCCAACAGAGAAAGGAUCUUUCAUGAACAGGAAAACCAGGGGCUACCUCAGAGAGACACCUAACCAACUUUGGGGGAAAAGGCAAGGAUCAUGGGGACAGGUUUUCUACAUAGAGGUCAUCUGAAAAUUCCUGCUGGGCACUGAUCAGCUGCAGGCUGACUAGAGCCCUACACCUAGAAACUCAGGGAAUUAUAGCCCUUAGAGGGCCACAUCCUUCUUACUAGGCUUAGCAGUGAGUCCUUUAUAGGUUAAUGUUUAGGGACAUUUUUUUUAUCAUGAUUUCCUUCCUUAAAAGCCCUAGGAAACUACUUUGUCAGGGCUUGCCCUCAUAAUUGGAAGAACUUCAAGCACAGGAAAGUCUGUCUGUAUUGAAACUAUUUGGUACAUGAGCACUUUAUGCCCAGGGAUCACUGGGAAAUAUGCCAAGGAGGCUGCUUACUUAUUCGUGUUAUGGGUAUGACUGAGUUGAUAAAGGAGGAAAGAACUUGGCCCGAGUGUGUCCCCACUCCCCCACCUCCCCAGGUUAGGGUUGGAGUGUAGCUAAUGCUGUCAUCACUUUACCCUUUGCUGUCCAGGGUAUCCCUGCUUUCCCACAUGUUCCUUCCUGGGAAACAGGGACUAGUGUGAAAGUGAUAAAUGUAUCUGGGACUCAUCUUAUUUCAAAUAAGGACCACAAGUAGUGCUACAUCCAUUGCCAUUUUUAAUUAUAAAUGCUGACCAAGGGCAGCAUCCACCUAAAAAUGUAAGUCUUUUGUCCACUACAAAUCUCCCUGUUUUUAAGACUCUUUCCACCCUUUGACUGCCCCUUUUCUAACAGAUUUAUGCCAUAUUCCCAAGAUACAUGGAGUCUUUCUGAGAUCAUUUACCCCUUAGUACCUUGUGCCAUUCAGUAUGCAGAAACAAUUUUUUGGGUCUGACUAAGCUCUCAGCCUUGAUUCCACUUUUCUUAAGCAGCAUGGAACCUCCUGUCCCACAUUUCUCCUUUGGAACCUAAUCAAAAUGCCUCAUUCAGCCAGAGGAGUUCAAGGAUUUGGGAUGUCUCUUGUCUUCUGGAAUUUGAACUGCCUUUUCCAGCAUAACUGGAUUGAGAGCUGCCAGACCUUCCAUCUAUUCAUGUUGAUUUAACACAUCUAUUUGGAUAGCUGGGAAAUUAUAAAUAAUAAAUGGGCAUGGAUUAGAGGAAGACAAUAGUGGCUGCUCCAGGUCUGUAGUGGUGGUAUGUUGGUAUGUGCAUAGUCCCCAGUGGUCAUGAGUUCCAGGGAGACAUUCCAUAAAAUUCCUUCUGUCCUUGGGGGAAUAGAGUCCUCCUUUUGUCCUCUGCUCUUUGUUCUUCACGAACAUUUUGCCAGCUUUAGUCUUCUAAGUGCCCUAACAAGGGCAUGAAGUAAAUUUGAUUCUAAAUAUUGAAGAGGGGUUCCUCUGUGAGAUGAAUUUGAUCAGAGAUGGAAUCCAUGCUAGAGAAGUCUAUGAAUAUCUUGUAUAAGGAGAGAUAUUGUUGAAUCCUGCUUGGAUGCACUUUGAAAGAGGCUGUCCUUUGCUUGCUUUUUAAGCCAGUUGGCCCUCAGACUGUAGUGUCUGAAAAUCCUAUUUAUAAAAAGCAGUGAUUGUACAUAUUAUAUAAAUUACAUAAGCUUUAUGUAGAGAGAAUCACAGAAGGAAGGAAGACCUUUUCGGCUAGGCAUUUUAUAACUAAUAUUAACCAAGGGCAAAAUGACCUUUGAGGAAGUUUUUGCUCUAGGGCUCAGAAUGGAACAUUUUCUGGCCGAAAUGGCCUUGGAGAAAGCCUCAGGGCUUGUUUACUUUCAAUAUGACUUUCAUCCUCUUUAUUGAAAGCUGGGACCUGGAAAUUCAAUUUAAUAGAUAGUUUCUCUUGUAUCACAGAUAGUAGGUUGAUCUGAUGGGUGAGGAGGAGUCAACAUUUGCCCUGGAUAAGGCUUCAGGCCUUAAUCUCAUCCUUAAAGAGGCCUUUAACCUCAAUAUCUUUGCAUAUACAUCUUCCUGUAUUUCUCCUGCAUGACCAGUGUCCACUACAGCUAUCAUGAGUUACCAGUAUUCUAACCAGUAGCCCUAAAAAUUGGAGCUUAAAGAAAGGGGAAUUUUGCUUCCUUUCUCUUUUCCAUAUGCCCCGAGUGACAUCUUUUAUGGGAUGAUGGCAAGGAUAGCCAGAGAAACCCAACUCAUGUUAGUGUCCACCCAGCCCAGAGGCCACAAAGUGGAGGCAGCAGGGGAAGGUGACUCAUCUUUUCCAACUAUCCUUGUUUCAGAAAUGUUCAGAAUGUUGUUGUUUCUAAAAACAUCUUUGAUUCAUAACCUUUUGCUAUCUUAAUAAAGCAGAGUUCUUUUUCA